ACAUAUCAAAGUACGUAUGUGCAUACAUAUGUAUAAAUCUAAGUAUCAAUUUAAUGCACCAAAAUUCCAACUGAUGUACAUUUUUAGAAUACUACACAAUUAGUUAUUUAUUCCUUCUCCGAAGUGUAAGUAUUACUUUAUUUGACCUAGAAAUUUUAAAGUUUCAAAUGAAAGAUAAAUAAAGUCACCUAAAACUAAACAAUUUAUCUAUGUGCAGUGUGCAGGGUCUAAUAAAUGGUUAAUAAAUAUUGAGAGUGUUUCCGUAAAAAGUUAACGAUGGAAUUCUUAGAAAAGUUCCCGAACUUGUAGGAUAAGCAUAAUUUAAGGAAACACUCGAAGCAGACAUCGGUCUCCUCGUCUCCACAGUCCGUCCAGUUCUCAGGUCAAUUGUAAUGAUUACCAUUUAAAAUGGACUCACAAUAUUGCCACAUCCCGAAGAAAAAGUGCUCUUUAAAGCGUAAAAAACCCACGAAAAAUGGCCAGAGUGAAACGUUAUAUGCUUGCACUUACCAAAAUUGUGUCAAGUACUUCAAGAUAAAAAAGGAACUAAACCGCCACCUGAAACGGAUACACCCGCCCGGCCCGAGACUCUGUAACUUUAAGUGUGACAUCUGCCAGAAGGGUUUUUACACCGGUUAUGAACUAGACGCUCAUCAGAAUCGUACCCAUUCAACCCUGAAACCAUUUGGGUGUACCGAGUGCGAAAGAUCUUUCAAGAGUAAGCUCGGGUUGAAGGUGCAUAUCUCGUCGCAUAAGGGCGAGAACUCCUACGCCUGUCCACACUGUCCCAAAGUACUGUCGACUCUCUCAAACUGGCGACGCCACACGUAUAUCCACACAAAGUCGGACAAUACCCGCAAAAAGUUGUCCUGUCCUCAUCACGACUGUUCCGCCAAGUUCGAGUAUCCUUUCGAGCUAAAACGUCAUAUUUCCCGCGUUCAUGGUAUCGUAGAACGUUCGCGAGACCAUAAAUGCUCCACGUGCUCGGCAGCAUUCUUUGACAAAUAUAAACUCCGCAGACACCAAGACAUCCAUACCCGCGACCCUGCAACGAACCUCUUCGUCUGCUACUUUUGUCCGAAAAGGAAACCCGAACUGUGCCAGCUGGUGGGUCAUAUGAGAACCCACACUCGGGAAAAACCCCACCGUUGCCCCUUAUGCAAGGGAGCCUUCACUUUUGGUGGGAACUUAAGGCGGCACAUUUUCACCCACACGAAGGAAAAGCCGUUCCCCUGUAGCGUCUGCGAGAUGGGGUUCAGCAGCCGCCAAGCGCUUCGAGCCCACGUGGCCACCCAUACUGGGGAAAAGCGGUUCUUUUGUAAAAUGUGUGACUAUGCGAGUUUCCACAGGAUAUCAUUAAUGACUCAUGUGCAACGGAUUCACUACAGAUUGAAGGAAUUCCAGUGUCACGUAUGCCCCAAGAGGCUGUUUAGCAAGCCAGAGUUGCGGCUGCAUGUAAAAGGACACUUUAACGGAGUUGUAAGAAGGGAAGGUGCUGCUUGUUAUUUAUGCCAGGUACGAUUUGGGGUUCGAGACUUGCAGGCACAUCUGAGACGGUGCACGGGAGAGAGAAAUAUUCAAUUUGUAUGGUAGUGUCCCCACUGUUUGGUGAGAACAAAACUUAAAUAUGUAAUACAAACAGAGUGGUUUAAAUGUCGAUCUAAAAUGCGAAUUGGAAAAAUUUGUAAAUUUCCAUUAGUUACCGAAAUUUUGUCUCGAAAAUUUAACAUUUUAAGAAUUUUGUCAUAAGUGUUUCAUCAUUUUGAUAAUAAUUAAUAAAGCUGCUUGCAGAAGUUAUGUUAAAA
Molecule: messenger RNA, 1805 nt
Organism: Folsomia candida
Lineage: Eukaryota; Metazoa; Arthropoda; Collembola; Entomobryomorpha; Isotomidae
Product: zinc finger protein 728
Exons: 3
Coding region: 409-1593 (394 amino acids)
Biological process (GO): regulation of transcription by RNA polymerase II
Cellular component (GO): nucleus
Molecular function (GO): DNA-binding transcription activator activity, RNA polymerase II-specific; RNA polymerase II cis-regulatory region sequence-specific DNA binding
Source: RefSeq, a predicted model, not a curated record